AUGCAGGAAUCAUAUGUCUAUGGUCUGGAAACUGACUGUUCUGCUGAAAAGAAAUUUCAUUCACCAGAAGGUACUCCUACAAGCACAUUUUACAAGGACCACUAUAAAGCUGCAAUUGAACAGUUGACAACUUUUAACACGUCGAAAAAUUCUAGGACAACACAGCUGAAUUCCAAUAGCAACAAACAAGGGCAAUUCCAUUCCUGGAGCCAUCUACCUUAUCAAGGCAAUACUUCUGUCAGCAGAGACUUCAGUAAACUUGAUGCAGAAUUGCCAUCUGGCUCCAGUGACGGUCUUAUAAAUGUGGCCACUACUAAUCCAGUGGUACAUUCUUUCACGAAGAAAUAUCACCCUGUUUCCUACCCAGAAACUAAGAAGACUGCAUUAGAAAUAAACUGCAGAAAAGAUGACGGAGACUCUCUCAAAAAGACCAAUGAAGUUACCACUUCAGAUUCUUACCUUGCUACGGAUAGUAGCAGUGAUGACAUACAUUCAGCAAGUAAAUGGAAAUGGAAAAAAAGAAAUGUUAAUGCAGAAAACAAGUAUUUAGUAGAAGAAAAGGAAGUGACUGAGAGUGAGAAAAGAAAUAUAGCUUUGCUGAAAUAUUUCAAAAAUCUAAAUCUUAACAUACAGACAGGCCCUUUCUUGGACCAGGAAGAUGCUCUCUCUUUGCUUGAAAAUGAUAAGUUUCCAUACCCUGAUUUUCUUCCUUCACCCUAUAAUAAUUUGGAUUUAAAAAAAUUGUCCUUAUCCAAAUCUGACAGUUGGAAAUCAUCUAUAAAUCCACCACUUAAUGACUCACUUGAUAAAAUUGUCUCGCGUCUUGUAGAAAUGGAAAGGUUACAGCACUUAACUAUCUUAAGAGAAAAGAAGAGAGAGGCUGUUUCUGCAGUUUCGGCUGCUAGCAAUCGUUCGAUUUCUACAAAAGAGUUACACCAAUCAAAACUGCCAAGGCCACUUGACUGCUUGUGUUGCCUGUUUAGGCCAGAAAGAGACGUUAUAAAAUGCACUUGUCAACAGUGUCAUGGUCACAAAAAUUCUGCAACCUCUAUACGUUCAUCCUCAAAGUCCUCGUAAGCAUCAUGUAAUAACUUUUUAAGUGCAUCAGGAUUCUGA
Messenger RNA from Ahaetulla prasina, 1116 nucleotides. It is a transcript of the gene FAM217A, whose product is annotated as family with sequence similarity 217 member A. Lineage: Eukaryota; Metazoa; Chordata; Lepidosauria; Squamata; Colubridae. The record is from RefSeq and is a predicted model, not a curated record. The transcript has 6 exons.